UUAUUAUGAAAUCCAUCUGCAACAUUCAGUGAAAUGUUUUAGCUUUCAGUUCAUGUCUAACAGGGAGAAGUGGUUUAGGUAUAUGUUGUUAUCUUUCAUACAGAGGAAGCCAUGAGAAGCAUUCCAGGGGGCACAUUUGUGGCCCUUAUCCUCUCUGUCCUUGCUAAUGCCCUGGGUUCCUAUGCAGGGAAGAUCCUGGUGUUCCCAGUGGAUGGAAGUCACUGGGUGAAUAUGAAUCUCUUAAUUGAGGGACUCCAUGCCAGGAACCACAACAUCACUGUAGUACGGUCUGCUAGCAGCUGGUAUGUCAAGGAGAAGUCUCCCCACUACACCUCUAUCACUAUACCUCUUCCAGAGGUCAUUAACAUUGAGGACGAGGACUUCUUUGUGUCUUUUCUCAGCAAAAUUCUGGAGAUCCAGCGGGGUGGGGCAUCCAUCAUGACAUUCAUCUCCUUCUAUUGGGAGAUGCUCACUGGACUGUCAGAGAUUCACAGGCAAGCUAGUCAGCUUGUAGUGGAGAUGUUCAAGAACCAACAGCUCAUGCAGAGCCUCCAGGAUACCCAGUUUGACCUGGUUCUUAUGGACCCAGGUCUGCCAGGGGGGGUCCUGGUAGCACACCAACUGCAGCUCCCCACAGUCUUCAAUGUUCGCUGGAUUACGAGUGGGGAGGGACAUUUUGUAGUCGCACCCUCCCCAGUCUCAUAUGUUCCUACUUCUGGGUGUGCAGUCCCAGACAAAAUGACCUUCACUCAAAGAGUAAAAAAUAUGUUCCACUACUUCCUCAACAUCUGCAUUGAUACAUUUGUAGUUAGUCCGCAUUACAACAGACUGUGUAUUCAGUACUUUGGACCAGAUACCAAAUUUUACCAUCUCCUCCAGUCUAUCGACAUUUGGCUUAUGAGGGUGGAUUUUGUCUUUGAGUUCCCUCGCCCAACAAUGCCUAAUAUUGUCUAUAUUGGUGGGUUCCAGUGCAAACCAGCCAAGGCCCUGCCAUCAGACCUGGAGGAGUUUGUGCAGAGCUCUGGAGACCAUGGGGUAGUUAUCAUGUCACUGGGGACACUAGUUAAAGGCUUGCCUGCUGACAUUACAUCUGAGAUUGCUGCAGCAUUUGCCCAGAUUCCCCAGAAAGUAAUCUGGAGGCACAUUGGGGAGCAGCCCCAGAACCUGGGGAACAACACACUGUUGGUGAAGUGGAUGCCCCAGAAUGACCUUCUGGGUCAUCCUAAGGUCAAGGCCUUUGUGGCCCAUGGAGGUACUAAUGGCAUUUAUGAGGCUAUCUACCAUGGCGUACCAGUGCUUGGCAUGCCAUUGCUUUUUGACCAGUUUGAGAACCUGUUGAGGUUGGAGGUUCGAGGGGCAGCUAAAGUGCUGGAUGUGACUAAGCUUACCAGUCAGAGUUUCCUGCAGGCCUUGGAAAAUAUACUCCAGGAUCCCUCAUAUCAAAGAAAUAUGGAGCGUCUCUCCAGUCUCCACCGAGACAAACCCCUCCCCCCAUUGGACAGUGCCUUCUUCUGGAUUGAGUUCGUUAUGAGGCACAAAGGAGCGGCCCACCUGCGCACUGAGUCUAUCAAAUUGCCCUGGUAUACCUACCACUCCCUGGAUGUGAUCAGCUUUCUCAUAGUCACAAUGUUGGCUAUACUUGCCACAGCGGCAGCCAUGUUCCAUUUACUGUGCUGCAGGUUGUGCAGGAUGAGGAAAUUAAAGCAAGACUGAUCACUGGUGCCAGAGCAAAACAUACAAAUCAAGUUGCCUUUGUCUUUGCCAAAAUUGCCAAAAUUGUCUUUCACAUGAAAGUCAGAAGAUAAGAUGCUGCAUAGCAUUGUAUGCAUUUUAGUAAUCAAUUUUUAGCCUCGCAUAGAUUGCUGCAUCAUGAAUGCUUUGCGCUGAAAUUUUAGUUGUUUAACUGUUCAUUUUAUAGGCUUCUAUCAGAGAAUAUGAUAUUAUAUAUAUUAUAUAUAUAUAUAUAUAUAAUAGAAAUAUUGAACCCUAUAGUGUUUCAUCAGAACAUCUGCAUUGUUUCUGUAUUCACUAUGCAUAAGGCAUCACUGUAUAAUGUUUCUCACUCAUGCGCCACCAACAGGGUCUUAACUUUCACAUAAAAAUCACUUCGUGAUAACACAUUUGUUUUCCAAAACAUCAGUGGAAACUGAUGUAAAUACAUGUUGGGGAGUGAUGGUGGUCAUUUGAGAGGGGAGUAGUUACUGGGCUGAUUGUGUUUAGUAUUGAGUAACAAAGUAUGAAGAUGCCAUGUCAUGAGGAUUUUCUGAUUUCUUCUUUUAUUUUAUGAUUAGGAAUUCUGGUUCAAUUUCUUAAUCUUGGACUGGGAUUUUUGGCCUUGGCCUUGUCUUUUAUGCAUACAUUGUCUAACUAAAACUGAACAGUGAACUGGAAGGUUGGAAUUACCAACCAUUAUCUGCCACGCAACUAGCAGGUUACCUCAGAACAUUAUCCCCUUAUAUUGUUCUCGUAGUUUGUAAUUGCCCUUGGAAAUGCAUUUUUUUUUAAAUUAGUUUCUCGGCAUCACAUUGACCAUUCUUUUUGCCAGCACACAGACUUGUAUUCAAAAAAAGUUUUUCUAAAAAUUGUCUCUAACAAAUUCAGUCACACAAUGAAAUGCAGUUAACUGCAUUUUUUUAAAAUCAACUCCAUAGUUUCUUUUUUUUUGGGAGGGAAGUGGUUGUUGGUAUUAAAGUACUGCCCCAGAAACAAAUAA
Anguilla rostrata (American eel) is the source of this 2713-nucleotide messenger RNA. Its product is annotated as UDP-glucuronosyltransferase 2B20-like. The transcript has a single exon. Bases 112 to 1713 code for a protein of 533 amino acids. Gene Ontology annotation, molecular function: UDP-glycosyltransferase activity. The record is from RefSeq and is a predicted model, not a curated record. Lineage: Eukaryota; Metazoa; Chordata; Actinopteri; Anguilliformes; Anguillidae.